CAGCCGAAGGGGCGGGACCGGGCCUGGGAUUGGCUGUUGUCGGCCGACCCCUUUCCCUGCUGUCCAGUUCCUCUCCUCGGCUGGCGCCUGCGCUGUGGGGUGGCUGUGGGGGGCGGGAAGCGCUACGGGGCAGUAGAGCCCAUGUCGGCCUUGAGGCGCUCGGGCUACGGCCCCAGUGACGGUCCUUCGUAUGGCCGCUUCUACGGGCCCGGGGGUGGAGAUGUGCCCAUGCACCCACCUCCGCCCUUGUAUACUCCUCGCCCUGAACCUCCCCAGCCUCCCAUUUCCUGGCGGGUGCGCGGGGGCGGCCCUGCUGAGACCACCUGGCCGGGAGAAGGCGGAGGAGGCGAUGGCUACUAUCCCUCUGCAGGCGCCUGGUCAGAAACGGGUCGAGCUGGAGGAAACCACCAGGACCAGCCACCAUAUUCUAGCUACAAUUCUAACUAUUGGAAUUCUCCUGCACGACCUAGGGCUCCAUACCCAAGUACAUAUCCCGUAAGACCGGAAAUGCAAGGCCAGAGUUUGAAUUCUUAUACAAAUGGAGUAUAUGGCUCACCAUACCCCACCGGUCCUGCGACAAAUACUGCCUCAUACUCUGGGGCAUAUUACACACCGGGAUAUACUCAGACCAGUUACUCCCCAGAGAUUCCAAGCACUUAUCGUUCACCCGGCAACAGCCCAGCCCCAGUCUCUCGUUGGCUGUAUCCUCAGCAGGACUGCCAGACUGAAGCAGCCCCUCUUAGGGGGCAGGUUCCAGGAUAUCCUGCUUCACAGAACCCUGGAAUGACCCUGCCUCAUUAUCCUUACGGGGAUGGUAAUCGUAGUGUUCCACAACCAGGACCAACUGUACGACCACAAGAGGACUCAUGGGCUUCUCCUGGUGCUUAUGGAAUGGGAACCCGUUACCCCUGGCCUUCAGCUGCCCCCUCAGCACCACCUGGGAAUCUCUACAUGAGUGAGAGUACUUCACCAUGGCCUAGUAGCAGCUCUCCUCAGUCACCUCCUUCACCACCACCCCAUCAGCCCAAGGAUGCCUCAUACCCCUAUAGCCAAUCAGAUCAAGGCAUGAACCGGCACAACUUUCCUUGCAAUGUCCAUCAGUACGAGUCCUCGGGAACAAUGAACAAUGAUAAUUCAGAUCUUUUGGAUUCUCAAGUCCAAUAUAGUGCUGAGCCUCAGCUGUAUGGUAAUGCCACCAACGAACACCCCAGCAAUCAAGAUCAAAGUGAUAAUCUUCCUGAAGAGUGUUUAUCUUCAGAUGAAGGUACUCCCCCAAGUAUUAAAAAAAUUAUACAUGUGCUGGAGAAGGUCCAGUAUCUUGAGCAAGAAGUAGAAGAGUUCGUAGGGAAAAAGACAGACAAAGCAUACUGGCUUCUGGAAGAAAUGCUAACCAAGGAACUUUUGGAACUGGAUUCAGUUGAAACUGGGGGCCAGGACUCUGUCCGGCAGGCCAGGAAAGAGGCUGUUUGUAAAAUCCAGGCCAUCCUGGAAAAACUGGAAAAAAAAGGAUUAUGAAGGAUUUAGAACAAAGGGGAAGCCUGUUACUAACUUGACCAAAGAACUCUUGAUUUUGGUUAAUUAACCCUCUUUUUGAAAUGCUUAUUGGUGACAAGAAGCAAUACAUUCCAACUUUCCUUUGAUUAAAACUUGAAAAACUGGUAAAGGACUUGAAAGAACAUUUUAGUUAUGAGUUGUUUUCAGUUUUCAGACCAAUGAAUGUAAUAGGAAACUGUGGAGUUACCGUUAUUGCCAAGUAGACUCACUCCUUAAGAAAUUUGUGGAUAUCUACAAGCUGCUUCUUAUCAGCAGGAGGGAAACACGCUUUAUGUAACAGGCUUAUCAAAAAUCUACCAGAUGAGACUGGAUAUAAUCUGAGGCAAACAGGCUCUGCUUUUUUAACCAUAUGGAUUACUUGUCACAUUUUUGUACAUUGUGACUGCUUUGAACGUACACUUCAUGUGUAAAUUACAGCUUGGACUUUAGCCUUCUUGGACCUCUGUUUUGUUUUGUUAUUUGCAGUUCACAAAUAUAGUAUUAUUCUUUA
Molecule: messenger RNA, 2044 nt
Organism: Mirounga angustirostris (Northern elephant seal)
Lineage: Eukaryota; Metazoa; Chordata; Mammalia; Carnivora; Phocidae
Gene: BAG4
Product: BAG cochaperone 4
Exons: 5
Coding region: 142-1515 (457 amino acids)
Biological process (GO): protein stabilization
Cellular component (GO): membrane; nucleus; cytoplasm
Molecular function (GO): adenyl-nucleotide exchange factor activity; protein-folding chaperone binding
Source: RefSeq, a predicted model, not a curated record